AUGGAGGGGAAGGAGCAGGAUGUGUCGUUGGGAGCCAACAAGUUCCCGGAGAGACAACCCAUUGGUACGGCGGCACAGAGCCAAGACGACGGCAAGGACUACCAGGAGCCACCGCCGGCGCCGCUGUUUGAGCCUUCGGAGCUUACGUCAUGGUCGUUCUACAGAGCAGGAAUAGCAGAGUUUGUAGCAACUUUUCUGUUUCUCUACAUCACCAUCUUAACCGUCAUGGGUGUCCUCAGGUCCCCCACUAAGUGCCAAUCCGUUGGUAUUCAAGGAAUUGCUUGGGCCUUCGGUGGCAUGAUCUUCGCUCUCGUUUACUGCACCGCCGGAAUCUCAGGGGGUCACAUAAACCCCGCGGUUACGUUUGGGUUGUUCUUGGCGAGGAAAUUGUCUUUGACCAGAGCGCUGUUCUACAUAGUGAUGCAAGUGUUGGGAGCUAUCGCAGGCGCUGGGGUGGUGAAGGGUUUCGAGGGAAAAACCAGAUACGGUGCAUUGAAUGGUGGAGCCAACUUUGUGAGCCCUGGUUACACCAAAGGUGACGGACUUGGUGCUGAAAUUGUCGGCACUUUUAUCCUUGUUUACACCGUUUUCUCAGCCACCGAUGCCAAACGUAGCGCUAGAGACUCUCACGUCCCCAUUUUGGCACCUUUACCAAUUGGGUUCGCUGUGUUCUUGGUUCACUUGGCCACCAUCCCCAUCACCGGAACCGGUAUCAACCCUGCUCGUAGUCUCGGUGCCGCCAUCAUCUUCAACAAAGACCUUGGCUGGGAUGAUCACUGGAUCUUCUGGGUGGGACCAUUCAUCGGUGCGGCUCUCGCUGCCCUCUACCACCAGGUCGUAAUCCGCGCCAUUCCCUUCAAGUCCAAGUGA
Molecule: messenger RNA, 870 nt
Organism: Sphenostylis stenocarpa
Lineage: Eukaryota; Viridiplantae; Streptophyta; Magnoliopsida; Fabales; Fabaceae
Source: the annotation of a GenBank genome assembly